Molecule: messenger RNA, 2060 nt
Organism: Eublepharis macularius
Lineage: Eukaryota; Metazoa; Chordata; Lepidosauria; Squamata; Eublepharidae
Exons: 2
Coding region: 320-1633 (437 amino acids)
Source: RefSeq, a predicted model, not a curated record
UUGCUGCUCUUCCAUCCUUCUCAUUUAUUAAAACAAUUAGACAUAUAACAAUAUUUCAAUAACGAAUUUCCAAAUGGUAAACAAUUAGUAGGAAAUCUUAUUUACUGGGGAAAAAGAGAUUUCCUGGAGCCGAUUCAGGAGCAUGAAGGCUGGCAACUGAUUCUAAAUUUCCUGCUCCAGAACAUUUCCCAAAAGACAUUUGUCUCUGAAUGUUUGUUCGCUCCAAGAAGAAAAAAAGAGAAUUCCCGUGUGCAUCUGACAUUCUGGAAGAGAGCAGGCUCAGCUGUGUGUUCACAUUGGAGUGAAGUCCAAGUUGGAGAUGAUCCGUUUUAGAAGAAAAACUUAUUUGGCCACUGCUGUAUGUCUGGUGGGUUUUGUUUGCAUGCUGAUGAUUUCCUACCUCCGGAUGCAGAAGUAUUCUUUCCUACCCAAAACUGUCGUGCACAAGAACAAAGGCUUCUGCAGAGGUGAGAUCGUCAAUAACUCAAUCUCGGCUUUGAGCGACAACAAAACCUUAAUUAUUACCCCUUAUUUUGAUAAUAGGGUAAAGAAACUUGUCCGGGUGAUUGGGAUUGUGCCCCAUGAGGAAAUUAAGGAAGUUUACUGCUUAUUCUGUUGCCCAACUGGCAAUGACGUACACAUUUCCAAGGCUUUGAUAGAUGUUCAUGAAGAUCGAUUUGGAUUCCCCUAUGCAGUGGCAGACUUGCUUUGUAUGGAACCCACAGAUUGUGAUCCACCGUAUGUGUCAUUUCACUGGUUUCCUCAAGGAAACCUUGACAUGCUACCUCGCUUUGAAAUACAGAAUCGUGGGCUCACAAACUCUCUUGUGGAUUUCACCAUGUGCAUCUCCACCAUGUUUGGAAACUACAGCAAUGUCUUGCAAUUCAUACAGAGCAUGGAAAUGUAUAAACUUCUCGGAGUGCAGAGGGUGGUCAUCUACAAGAAUAGCUGCAGCCAACUGAUGGAGAAAGUCCUGGAGUUUUAUAUGGCAGAAGGGACGGUUGAGAUAGUCUCCUGGCCAAUCACAGCCUACCUCAAUGUUUCUACCGAAUGGUUUUUCAGUAAUGACGGGAUUCAGAUUGGUUACUAUGGUCAAAUUGCAGCCUUGAAUGACUGCAUCUACCGGAAUAUGUACAGAAGUAGGUAUGUUUUGCUUAAUGACAUUGAUGAAAUCAUUCUGCCCAUUCAAUAUCCAGACUGGAAGACCAUGAUGCAAGAUCUUCAGGACCAAAACCCAGAGAUUGGUAUUUUCCUGUUUGAGAACCACGUUUUUCCUAACACCGUAUUUACUUCUGCUGACAUUCCGUCAUGGAACACAGUACCUGGAGUCAACAUACUGCAGCAUGUGUUACGAGAACCGGAUCGAAAAGAAGUUAUCAACCCACAGAAAAUGAUUGUCAACCCGAGAAAAGUGGUUCAGACGUCUGUGCACUCUGUUCUCCAGGCAUUUGGAGAAAGCCUGGAUGUUUCUAUGGAUGUUGCUAUUGCCUACCACUGCCGGACCCCCUUCCAACCAGACUUACCCAGAGAAUCCCUGAUUAGGGACAUAACACUCUGGAGAUAUAACUCAUCACUCGUAGGCAGAGUUAAUCAGGUGCUUCAAAAAAUACCCUUGUUAACAGAAAAGCGAUAGGCAGAUCUUGAAGUGUUGAUGAAUGAUUACGGUAACACCUUCGGAUGAACUCCUUUCUUAGAGAGCCUGUUCAAAUACUACUAAGAGAGGUUCAGGGGCUGGAAGCUCUUAUCACCCAUGCAUUUAAUAGUGCCACUAAUUUGUAUUGAGAUGCCAAGAGGUAAAUAUGCAUCUAAACAAGUGAGAUCUAAUGCAUGGAAACUUAUGUUGGCAUUACUAUUACUGUUUUUCUUUGCUGCAGUAGACUAACAUGGCUACACCUCUGGAAUUACACUGCCAUGUUCACUGCAAGAACAUUACAUCACCUGAGUCCUCAUCAGUGAUAGCUAGAAAUGGAACCUCCAUGUGCAGGGGCAAUACACCCCUGAAUGCAUACUGCUGGGGAAAUUCUUAUUUUUUUGCACUGUUUACUGUCAUAAAAACAAAA